AUGUUAACAGACUCUAGCUUAACAAACAUACUCAUCGUGAGCGGGGUAUCCCAAAUUCGCUACCGAGUGUAUGGUCAGCACUGUAAGCGAUCCUCACUAGUAGACUUCAUCAAGUGCGAGCCCUCGGAAUCAUCUACAACUGGAAAUAUAAAGCCAACAUAUUCAGGAUUCCAUGGUGACCCUCUUGAUCCAACAGAGAACAUCCUGAUCAAGACAUUCAAAACCCUGACCCAGCUCGGCAUCUUGUGCAUGUGGCGGAUGGCAUCAGAAAAUAACGAAUGUUCUAGCUCACCGACUCAAAAUCCUGAUCAAGACAUAGUUCCACUGGAACUUUGGGUAUUUUGGUUUGAUGAGAAACACACUGGAAAGAUAGACUCUAACUAUGAAUUGAGUAUACUCGAUGAGCUUAAAGUCGGAUCGUUCACGUGGGAAAAUGUGUCCUCAAAAGGAGUUUCACCAACGGCUUCACCUCUUGCCUUACACCCUCGAGUAGGAUCUAGUUCACUUGUUGCCGUAUCUGAGGAAUAUAAACUAUUUAUGAAGUCAAUCCAGAGCGUCAUUCAAUGGUCAAUACAACAAAAGGGCGCAAUACCUCUUGGAGACUUUCUUCUGUUUCCGCUAAAUAUUCCUGAUAAUAACGAUACUGAGAUGGAAAUGAAAUUAUCACCUGAGGAAAGCACUGAUGAAAUGGUCGACUCCGUUCUAAGCUGCACAUACAACGUAUACCUCGCCAGCACAAAUUUAAUAAUUCAACCGAGUCCACGCCGGAUGCGGAUCAGACCUCUACACAUAAGUGAUUUAAAGAAUGAAAAUCUCAAGGUCCGGAUAGGUCCUUCAGGGGAGUAUGCUAAAAUUGCACCCCAGCAAGAUAUAUCCCAACAGUUGGAAACAAAUGUCCUAUUGCAAUGGUCGUUAUUAUUCUCUAUACCUGUCCGCUACAUCUCUAGACCAAUUCGCAAAAAUAACUCACAAGUUAUUCCCCAAUUAACCACCAUCCUUACUCUACGAAAUGAAUUGGUGCUUUAUCCAACAGCACUUAUAUUUGUACCUGUAUCAGCUCAACAACAUUCGACACCAGCAGCUGGAAUGAAUAGCACGUUACGUUACAAUCAAGGUUAUACCGAAGAUCUGGGUGAGAAAUGGAGUCGGCAGACAUGGAAUGAGAAUAUAAUAAACACUACAAAGUUGCACAAUCAAAACAUGUCCAUGGUAUCUGAUGAAUACGGACAAAGAAUCGACGGUUUGAGAAGACAUAUAAAUUAUUGGAGUUACAUGGGCCCCAAAGAAAUUGUCAUGUCAAACAUAUUUGAAGUCUUGUCGACAUCUGAUGGCUGUAGUUCUCAAGAACUAUUGAAGAAAGCGCUCGCAGAACCAGUCUUAUCGAGCCCACUCAUGGUAGCAAAGUCACUUGCGACACCUACAAGUCUUGGACCAAAAGCCGAAUCCGUAUCAAACGACAUGGCAGAAGAUAUGGAAGACACUGACAGCAGAAUCUCAGAAAGCUUUGAGAACUACACCGGAAUUUCAUUAAAAGAAUUCGCAACAACUUUUUUUCUUGAAAAUGCAAAUCAAAUGUUAGCCCCCAACCUCUUGAUUUCAGCGGAUCACAAGAGCACAACACCCAAUUCAGAAGACAACACGCGUGGAGAAUAUAUCCAAGGAUUAGAAAUAUCACAGAACAUUGAUAUAAACGGAUUUAAUAUAUCUGAAUCUGCGGGCAGAAAUAUGCCAACUCAACCCCUUUUGCAAACCAACGAAAUUAUUGCAAGCAAUGAAGCCGGUGUCCUACAGAAUCUGCUUUCAGGACCUAUUCAGAACGAAAUGAUUAGCAGCAACUCGGAUUAUCUAGCCCCAGAAAUGACAGGGAGCAAUGGUGAUAUUGAUUCUGGAUUCGACAUCGGGGGUAUGGCCGGAAUGGCCGGUAUUGAUAGCAUGGACACAAUGAUGUAUGGAAUGCCUGAUCGCUGGGGCGGGGACGACAAUCUGGAUGAUUACGACAAUUUCGAUUUUUCUGUGACAGAAGAAGAUUUCAAAUUUUUCGAAUCUGGCCCAAACAAUAGACAUGAUGAGUACAUAUCCACUGCUCAUGGUGGACUGACCACUGGAAUCCAAGAAGCACAGUCUUUGGAUGUAACAGACCCAACUCUUUUACUGAUAGACACAUUUACAGAAAAAGGAUUGGGGGAAAAUGAAAUGAAAGAAAAAGAGCUCGAUUUCUCUGAGCUUUUUGCAGCAUCAAGAAGUAUGAUGGAAGAUACUAUGAUGAUAGACCAGUCAACUCGUAUUUUUGACGAAUCGAAACCAAUAAUUGACAGCUCAAUUUUAAUGGAAAACACAGCAGGAGGUCAUCUCGCUUUAGACUCUGAAGACACACUCAUGACUGAUGUAGACACAAUGGAUAAUCAUCACUCGUCGUUUUCUAACCACCAAUUUUCCUCUACAAUAACUCCCAAGACAGGACAGCAUGGACUCGAUGUUGUUUCUAACCAGUAUUUUGUACAGUCCGAACUUUCCCCUGUGAUUUUUUCCGAGAGAGUCAAUGACGCAAAGUAUUACAAUGGUGGAAAGUUUAUGUACGUACCUCCUUCAGAAAAGAACAAGACCGCCAAUCGGAAAACAAAACAAGACAUAUAUCGUCCUGACUACAUCCCAGUCAUAAAAAAGAGAGUACAGAAGUGGUUAGAUGACAGACAUCCAAAACAUCAACACAAAGCGUAUGACAAUUCUGUAAAGACUGUGUCUAGUCCAAUCAAAAAACCAAAAACAGAAUUUGAGGAUGUAAUUAGCAGUAGCAGUAGCAGUUGCUAUACCAGUAGUAGUAGCUCAUAUGAAAGCGAAAGCGAGAGUGAUAGUGAAACCGAAGUCAAGCCUAUUGAAAAAUCAGGCACCAAAGAUAUCAUUGCUACACCCAAAGCAAACAAUGCAAUCACUGUACAGAAGCAUAUGGGCUUACUUAAAUGUGAACAAGAUAUAUUCGUGAGCCGUAUAUUGAUUAAGCCAGGUGAAACCCAAAAAUAUCCACUAUUUGAAAAAGAUCUGGGGUCAGAAUACACACACCCUUUUGCAGAAGCAGUUGUACCAGGACCUGUGAAUUCUGUGCAUCUACCAAAUGAAGCCUUGUGUGAAGAGGAUUACAGAGCACUAGAUUCUCUUUUUCAACAAGUGGUUAUGGGAGGCUAUCCUUUUUCAGGUAGUCUAGCAGCAGUAUCAGCCAAUGCAGGUGAAAUAUCAGAAGGAGAGUCUGCCACGAUGAUUGUAGCUAGACGCAGAGAUUUGAUACAGUCUCUUCAUGGAGACAUAUCGCAUAUUCCUUCCCUUGCUAGCGACUACACUAGAAUCACACAAUCUUUCAAGAUAAUACUCACAGAUAUAUUUGACCAAAGAAAGUUUAAUCAAACCAGCUUAUAUCCUUCUGGAAUGGAUCACCCGGCUUUACCAAGUUUUGUAUCCGUUAAAGGUCCUCUAAAUGUCCAGCAGUAUUAUGACUUGUCAGAAACAAACCAAGCACACUCAAAAUAUGGAAAAUAUCAAAUUAAGAAGAGAAGGCCAGCUGAGCCUAACCUUGAUACCCUGAUACCACCCAAUAUUGUUGUUAGUCGCCAAGAGAACCUUCUUGAAGGUUCACCAAAGUUAUUGACAUUUUGGGAGAAACUGAGAUUAGCACCAUACUCUCCUCCAAAAAAUAUCAAUUAUUUUGUGGUAUUCCCCAAGAACGAAGAUCUGGAAUCAAAUGUUUCCCAUUUUUUUAGAGGAUUAAGUACAGUAUAUGAUACUUGCCUGCUCGGAUCCCACUAUCCAGCAAAAAUUGGAAAUUACCGCCGUGGCCUUGUUCCUGUACCAAUAUUACCCAGAUUACAAGAAGAGACAUGGGAUGAUCAACAGCUAAGAAGCUAUACAGCAGAAUGCCGAAAUUUAGGAGCUGCGCUCAGAACUGCAAAUGCAGAAAACAUGCACAUUGUGAUAUAUAUAGUGAAUCCAUCUUCACACUUGUCGGCAAAUCUUGAACUUAGUCGCUGUUUUCGUAAACUAGUAGUUGAAUAUCAGAAAACUUUCCAAGAUUCUCUUUCAAAACCAACAGACAAAAACCGUGCAAGGCUUGUGAUGCAGCUGAUACCCAUUGAACACAUCUUACGGUCAACAUCAUUUGGUGGUUAUCUCAAAUUCGGAUUCAAGGAAGUGGCUUUCUCUGUAUAUACUAAAUGCCAUACUGUCGUGGGCAGGAACCAUGGUCAGGUUGGUAAUAACGAAAUUCAAUCUGCUACAGAGCUUUAUACACCACCAUUUGUGCUUGCCAAACCGAUACCAGAAACCAUAAACUUUUCUGUCAAAGAAGGCCCUCACUCGUUUCCGAUCAUCUUAGAAGACAAUGCUUCGUUGCAUCUUGGUUAUUGCUUUAGUAUUGAUCACCGAUGGAUGAUACUUGUCUGGACAGAUCACCGGGGAGAGUUAAUUGAGUUCUCUGUUCUUGACUGCAUCAAAAACUCGAAUGGUAGUCUAUCUGCUGUGUUUGAGGAGGCAUGGUGGAGAACAAAGGAAAUAUCAAGAAGGACAGGAUUUCCAUGGACAUAUGUGAUAGCCAAGAUUGGUCUCAUGUUUGAGGAUGAGCUAAAAGCAUGGAUGGAUAUUAUUCCAAAUGAUGAAAAGGCAGUGAUUGUCUGUGUUGAUAUGGAAUCUACAUUGUACCUUCAUCUAACAGCGGAUGCUACCUCAAUCCCCUACGAACAAUCACAUACACCAAACUCUGGAGGCGUCCUAUCCUCAGAUAUCUUAAAUAAUUCACCGAGUAUGAAUGCUAAUGCAACACAUAGUACUCGCCCAACUGAUUCAACUGAUGGUGAAGUUGAGGAUACCCAUGCAUUGUUGCUCAACCAUCGGGUUGCAUAUUCUAGAAAGCGAGAGAAAAUUUCAGAAGGCAUAUUAUGUAUGGAUCCAAAUUCUGAGGUUGAAGAUUGGAUGUUACCAUUAGCGAGUGGAUAUAUGGUUCACAAAGCACCCGAAAAUGAUAGUCCAUGCAAAGAACAAUUCAAUCAUCGCCCUCUUGUAGUUGAGGUCCACCUUGUUUACAAUCAAACAGCAUAUUCUGCAUACAGCACACUAAGGGACAUAAUCAAACGUUACCACGCCCUUUCAUUUGUCAACUCUAUGCCAUCUAGCGUGAACCGUCUUCCCAUUCACCUUGUUUUAGUCGAGAGACUAUGUCGUAUAUUACUCGUUGUAGAUCCAUCGUUUUAAUUCAUUUCCAACCCUUAAAUAACCUUUAUUCUUUUCAUAUCCCAAUUUCCUUCGAAUACUCUUUUUCACCUUAGUUCCUGUCAUUCUUUUAAAACAAAAUCCAUAAUAUUGAUUCAAAAACUGGGGGGUUUUUUUUAAAAAAAAAUCUUUCCUUAGAUAGUCUUCUUUUCACACAAAAACCUAAUGAUGAUAUUCUUUCGUAACCGUU
Molecule: messenger RNA, 5440 nt
Organism: Phycomyces blakesleeanus NRRL 1555(-)
Lineage: Eukaryota; Fungi; Mucoromycota; Mucoromycetes; Mucorales; Phycomycetaceae
Product: alpha trans-inducing transcription factor
Exons: 11
Coding region: 1-5232 (1743 amino acids)
Biological process (GO): regulation of transcription by RNA polymerase II
Cellular component (GO): mediator complex
Molecular function (GO): transcription coregulator activity
Source: RefSeq, a predicted model, not a curated record